Messenger RNA from Nematolebias whitei (Rio pearlfish), 2376 nucleotides. Its product is annotated as terminal nucleotidyltransferase 4A. Gene Ontology annotation, cellular component: nucleolus; TRAMP complex. Gene Ontology annotation, molecular function: mRNA binding; poly(A) RNA polymerase activity. The transcript is spliced from 12 exons. The record is from RefSeq and is a predicted model, not a curated record. Bases 1 to 2376 code for a protein of 791 amino acids. Lineage: Eukaryota; Metazoa; Chordata; Actinopteri; Cyprinodontiformes; Rivulidae. Gene Ontology annotation, biological process: RNA 3'-end processing.
AUGGAUCUCAGGACGGUUUGGAUCCAGCCGGAACAGAAGGGACCGGUCAAUUCUCUGUGGAUGCAUUUCUGGAGGACCUCGCAGGGAUUGGGUACGAAUUCCAGCGUUGACAACCACCUUCACCACCAACGCAACUUUGCGGUGCAGAACGCGAACUCGGUGGACUCUUGCGGUGAGAUCCGCAGACACGAAUCGCCGCCACCGGGGCUCGUGUUCGGGAAACAUCCGCGGCGAGACGGGGAGCGGGGGAGUGUCCGGAGGAAGGGCUCGCUGUCCCCGUCCUCCUCCUCGUUGGACUCGGAGGCCGAGAGCACCUCGCCCUGCGGCUCCUCUCUCCACAUGGACAACCUGAACGUGGCGGAGGACCGGGAGCAGUUCGUACACCUCGGCGAGCGCAGGUUGAACGAGAACAACCUCCGGCGGCAGCACCCGGCCCCUCCGCCGGCCGCCCAGCAGCAGCACUGCCGCAGCGUGCCCCGUCCGGGCGGCCACACCCCCACCGGGGGCAGAAACCAGCCGGGGGCCGGCAGGCAGCACCACCAGCCCCAUGCAUCCGGCCGCAGGAGGCACCUGAACCGGGCCAACACCUUCCACGGCUUCAACCCGCUGCUGUCCUACGGCUUCAGGGGCCAUCACCAUCAUGGAGACUCCUCGUGCAGCAUGUGGAAAACCAGGCGCUACAGCCCGGGCAUCAACGGGCUGCAUGAAGAAAUCGUGGACUUUUUUAACUUCAUGUCCCCCAGACCUGAGGAAGAGGCCAUGAGAAGAGAUGUUGUAAGCAGAAUAGAGGGGGUCAUUAAAGAGUUGUGGCCCACAGCACGGGUAGAGAUAUUCGGCAGCUUCAGCACAGGACUGUAUCUUCCUACAAGUGACAUUGAUCUGGUGGUGUUUGGAAACUGGGACCAUCCUCCUCUGCAGGAACUUGAGCAGGCCCUGAAAAAACACAACGUGGCCGGCAAUUAUCCCAUCAAAGUCCUCGACAAAGCAACGGUGCCGAUUAUAAAACUCGCCGACCAUGAAACGAAGGUGAAAGUGGACAUCAGCUUUAAUGUAGAGACUGCAGUCAAAGCAGCACAGUUCAUCAAGAGCUAUCUAAAGAAGUACACAGUUCUUCCACCCCUGAUCUUCGUUCUGAAGCAGUUUCUCUUGCAGAGGGAUCUCAAUGAAGUCUUUACUGGAGGCAUCAGCUCCUACAGCCUUAUCCUGAUGGCCAUCAGCUUCCUGCAGCUACACCCUCGGAUCGACACGCGGCGGUCCAACAUCAACCUGGGCAUCCUCCUCAUCGAGUUCUUCGAGCUCUACGGCCGCGAUUUCAACUACGCGAAGACGGGCAUCCGUGUGAGAAACGAAGGAGCCUACCUGUCCAAGGACGAUGUGCUCAAAGCCAUGGGGACCGGAAACAGGCCGUCCAUGCUCUGCAUAGAGGAUCCAGUCCAGCCAGAUAAUGAUGUGGGCAGGAGUUCAUAUGGAGUCCUACAAGUCAAACAAGUCUUUGACUUUGCCUACAUGGUGCUGAGCCACAGUGUGUACGCUCGCUCUUACCCGAACAAAGACUAUGACAGCACUUUAGUUCGAAUCAUCCGAGUCAGCCCUGAGGUGCUGGCUUACAGAGAAUGGACAAUCAAGAAGUGGGGGGCUAAGCAGUGUGCCAAGCUGGAAAACCAAGAUGUAGAGGCCUGCGAGCAGGAUCUGGCCCGGAUGAUGGUAGGUGGGGAUCAAAGGGACUCUUCCUCUCCACUCAGCGCUGACUCCCCCUCACCUUCUCCAGUCUUUCCUCCCAGUCCUCAGCAUCAUUCUUCAUCGUCUUCUGCAUGCUCACUCUCCUCUGGAAGCGACGCUGAGUCUGAUUCUCCACAAAACAACAGUGCUGCUAUCCAGCUCUACCCUCUGACCUUGGCUUCGAUUCAUUCGAUGAUCCAGAUGGCGGCUGACCUGGGAGUCAGACAAUCAGCAAACUUUAUCCACUCAGUGCAUCAGCUGUCUCUUCCAGAAAAUGUCCCCAUCGCCGCUCUGUCUGAUUGUCAGUUCUACCACGAGAACCCUCCUUCCAUCAGCACCGUGCACCGACACACAACACAAGUUCCCCAUCACUCCAAGCCCAUGAGCCCCCUCCUCAGCCCCCUCCACCACCCGCAGGUAGGAGGGCAGCACACUUACACCUACACCAUGAGGUCCAGGUCCCACGGCUCCAUAGAGCUGCAGAAAUCCGGCUUCAAGCAGAACCAAGCUGCCUAUAACCUCACGGGCAGCUUUAGUCCCCAGCACAGGUUGGUUCCCCCGAGUCCUCACAUGGCGUCAGGUUUCAGAAACCAGCAGCAGUACAACUGCAACACCUGGAGACGUAGAAAGAAGGACAGUGUCCCGGCUGCUAACUAG